CUGGGAUGACACUUGAGAAGAGACAGGCAAAAGGGUAAAAAGGAAUAAAAAAAGUGUGUGAAAACAAUGCUUUAAAUAUGUUGGCUUUGGGGAACUUAGGGAACCAAAGAUUCCCAGAAGAGGGGGAAGGGGAGAUGGAAAAAGUAAUGGAUCCAGAAUGCUCAGGAUAUAUAUGCUUUAAGAGGUUUUGGGAGAACUGAACCCAGAGGAGCAGAGAAUGAGAGGAAGGUAUGGAAUUAGGACAGCAAGAAGGGUCAGUACCUGUUUCAUAUUGAACAAGUUUUGCAUAAAAGACAGGGAAACACUAGUGUAUGCACAGCUAUUUGUGCAUCUCUUUCUAAGAACAAGUUUCUCAACAUUUACUCAUUCUUCUACUUCAGGCUGUUUAAUGAUAAAACUUGCCAAGCACCUCCUGACUUAAGCAAAACAAAGCAAAUCUGAGAACAUAAACAACCCUGGACACUGGACCAUCCACUUUCCUAAAAUCAGAUAGCGCACUACCUGGUUUUAGUCUUAAGAAUGAAAUGUCUCUUAAGUGGCUCGCUCUCUUUUCAUUCAGAUCCGCCUGCUACUGUGGUCAAAAAUAGUUUACUGUGGCUUAUAACCACAGAGAAGUCACAGGUAUCCAUUUCACACUUACUCACCCGCUGCUAUUAAUGACAUUUUCAGGUCAUUCUCCAGGUUGACAAAGAAACUGAGAAUUUACAUCUUCCGUUGUGAAUCAUUUGAUGCUUCAAAAUGGCUAUCCUUGUUACCCUAGAUGCUUCCUUUACAUAACUGAGACACUUGACUUUUAGUUUCACAGAUCAAUUUGGCAAAUACACCUCCUGACCAAAGAGUAAGCAGCCUGCUGCUGUUACUGAGGAAGUGUGGUUUGCAAAGCUCCCCACAUGAGCUAAAGGCUUUGGAGGGGGACAGUUGCUGCUGACCUACAGACAGAUGAGUUGGGUGUUUGCAGCAAGUGCUCAGGAUGAUUUUGGAGGAGAAGGGGAAUUUAUCCUUGUACCAAAGCAGAAUGCAGUGCAUAGGCUGAGUGCAAGACAGACACUUGUCAAACCCACUCUCAGCUGCUAAUAUUUAGGGCAGCUUUCAGUUCUUCUUUCUGGCACCUUACUGGCUCAAAGCAUAUGGGCUUCUGUGAAGGUAGGCCUGCAAAUUCCUCUGCAAUGGUAACUUCCACAGACAUCACUGGAGGCUGUUGAGCUGUCAAGGACAGCUGUUCAGAAAAGAUGUCUGCAGGCUAUGCAUCUGCACCAGGAAGUUCUUAGGGGCCAGCGCGUGAGACCAUGCAGCUACACCAUCAGCCAGAGACCUCCAUGGCUUCUACUGAGGUCCACACACGACCAAAGAGGAGAGAAAAGAAGCGUGUGCAGUGCUCACCUAUGGCUUUUUAAAGUGAAAAGAAUGAUGGAUUUCAAAGAGGAAAUUAAACCCAUUUCUGAUGUAUGUAUUAAAGAGACCAGUUCUGCAUUAUCUACAAGAGCAGGAAUGUCAGAUCUUCAAGGACCACUGGUGCUUCCUGAGCUACCUGCACUGGGAGCCCAUGAGACUCACCACAUCUUUGUCAGUUAUAGCAACACUGAUUCAGCCUGGUCAAGGAACUUUAUCCAGAGUUUAGAGACUAUGAUUCCUAAUCUGAAGGCGUGUUACCAUGAGAGAGACUUUAUACCAGGUAAAACCAUAAUUGAAAACAUGGUUGAAUCCAUUCAAGGAAGCCAGAAGAUAGUCUUAGUUCUCAGCCCUGACUUUGUCCAGAGCAGGUGGUGUCUUCUGGAAGCCAAUCUGUCUGUCUUCCAAGACUGUUUGGGAAGGAAGCCAGUGAUCCCCAUCAUGUUAGUGCCUUGUUUUGUGCCACUGCACCUCACCCAUUUGACUUAUCUUGACACCAAUGAUGUCCACUUUUUAGAUAAAGUUAUCAAGGUGAUUUGCACUCCCAAUCACAAGAUGAGGAAUGCCACCAUGGUUCCUUAUAGCCCUCCAUCCCUCUACAAUGGGAAGUCCCUCCUGACUCUACCUGCAGUGGAUGACCAGGUCGUUCCAAAAUGGAGAGGAGGCACAUUCAGUGAGGCACUGCCUGACCAGCUGAGUAUAGUCUGUGAAGAUACUGAGGUCUACAGAAAGGCCAUCCAGAUGAUUAAUGAGGUAUCUUCUAGGGUAUCACCUUGUACCUCAAUCAGUGUUCUCUCCGGGAUUGCAGUUAGCCUAUUAGGAAGCUUAUUUUUGCUAGUUGGUAUCUUAUUAUUUGUUGGGUUUGAUCAGGACUCUGGUGAUUCUUACGCAACUUUCCUGGGCUGUAUUAUGAUCUUUGCAACUCUGUGUACCUUUUCUGUUUCGUUUAAUUGUGUCUACAACUACAAAAUCAAAUCAGCCGAUGAGAAACUUCUGGAGAUGUCCCAUGCUGCUGGUGAGGCCAACUCACUGCUGAUAAAGAAUUCCCUUCUGGUUGGCUGUGAUUCCCAACUGAAGCUCCAGUUAGUCUACAUCUCCCUUGAGGGGUGCAGGAGUCACUUCACAGAGACUUUUGGAGAGGGAGAACCCUCUGCUGAAGAGAUGUUCCAGAGAGCCUUGCACUAUUUCUCCUCUGAUUAUGCCUGUUGUGUAGCCAAGAAGCAUUUCCAGUUCUCUGGCUUGGGGACAACACCAGGACACUGGGAUAAAGGGCCUUGUUUUUGCCAGUUUGUGUACCACUGUAUGGAGAAAGGGUCCUGGCACUGGAAUAGUGAUUAUCAUCCAGAUAAAAGAGAACUGAGUUUAGAUUAGAUGCUGGCGAGGUUAUACUUUGAGCAGCAGGCAAGAUAAAUAUGUAAUGGACACUAGUCCUUUUUUGUCUUGACAAAAAAGAGCUUUGGGUAUAAGAAAGAGAAAGGGGAUUAUAUUCUAUUUCCAUUUGACCCUCGAAGAAAUGCAACACUAAGGUAUUUGCAGGCAAAAUAUCUAUGGUGGCAAUGUCACGGGAAAAAAAAAGAGUUAUUUGUUCAUCUACUGAGGUAGCCGCACUCAAGUACAGCCCACUUAUAUACUGCCCACAAGACAAAGGUUAGGGGAAAAAGAAGCAUAAACCACAAGGUGGUUGUCAGUGCAGACAUCUAGGCGUACAGAAGGUGUCUUGCUGAAGGCUAAUAAGGGGAAAAAUGUUCUCCAAAGAACAUCAGUUCCCCUCCAUAUCAGGCUUAUUUGCAGGGGAGGUAAAGUGUCAAAGAGAAGACUGGUUGAUUUAACUGUCUCUUGAGCACACCAUGUUCUUUAUUACAUC
Anas platyrhynchos (mallard) is the source of this 3253-nucleotide messenger RNA. The record is from RefSeq and is a predicted model, not a curated record. Lineage: Eukaryota; Metazoa; Chordata; Aves; Anseriformes; Anatidae.